UUCAUGUUUUUAUAGCAACUCCACACAUAACAUUGGUAAAAAUUUGUUCUACUAUCUGUUUGUUAUUAACUUAGUCAAUAUAUCAUCAAUAGGACAACCUCAAGGAUAAGAUAAAUUAUUAAAGGACUAUAAACUUAAUUGAAAUACCACAGUUUGUCAUGACUCAAAGCGCUUCACCUACAGUACAAAAACUUUGCAAAUUCAGCCCCCCAGAUAUGCUUUAAUUUGUCUUUUUAUAGCCCUCUCAAACUGCCAAAAAAGCAGGCAGAUAUGCAACUUUUAUCAAGCCCUUUAAAUGUUAUAUAUCUAUAUAUAUAAUCAAUGCUCCAACUUCUUAAGGCACAAAACUUCCAUUAUCAUCCAUUCAAAAGUUAUAGCUGCUUAGAAAGAAGCAUGGAAGCAUACUUACCAUAUGUUCUUCCUCUUGUACUUCUUCCUGUCUCGCUCUAUGUUAUCUCAUGUAUACGCCGAAAGGAUUCUACCAAGUUAACAAAUGCACCUCCUGGCUCGAAAGGUUGGCCAAUGCUGGGGGAAAAUAUGGAGUUUGCUCUGUUAGGCCCUCAAAAAUUUGUGAAGGAUAGGAUGGACAAGUACUCACCUGAGGUAUUCCAAACCUCCUUGCUUGGAGAGAAAAUGGCAAUAUUCUGCGGAGCACAAGGGAACAAGUUUCUUUUCAUGAAUGAGAAUAAACUGCUCACUUCAUGGUGGCCACAGUCGAUGAAGAAGGCCUUGCUGUUUCCUGAAUUUGUGGAAAGUAACCUGAAGGAAGUAUCAGCACUGAAACGUAGCUUUCACCAUGAUAUUCUCAAGCCUGAAGCAUUGAAACAGUACAUACCUGUGAUGGAUGCUCUGGCUCGCGAGCAUUUAGAUCACGACUGGACGCCUAAUUCAGUUGUCAAAGUUGUCCCCUUGUCCAAGAAGUAUACCUUUGAGCUGGCAUGUAGAUUGUUUCUGAGUGUGGUUGAGCCAGACCAUAUUCAGAGGUUGUCUGAUCCCUUCACUCUGGUGACUAACGGCAUGUUCUCUGUGCCUAUAGAUCUUCCAGGAACUGCUUACAAUAGGGCUAUCAAAGGAGGUAAAAUGGUGAGGGAAGAGCUGAUGAAGAUUAUCAAGGAGCGGAGGAAGGAGAUGACUGAGAACAAAGAGACUGAGGGUCGAGACCUGCUGUCCAAGAUGCUGCUUGUGACUGAUGAAGAGGGGCAGCUCUUGAGUGAAAUGGAGAUCUCAAACAAUAUAAUCGGUUUGCUGGUGGCUAGCUUCGAGACCACGAGCUCUGCUGUCACAGCUGUCAUGAAUUAUCUUGCGGAACUUCCCCACAUAUACAAAGAAGUUUUGAAAGAACAAAUGGAUAUUGCAAAAUCAAAAGGCCCUGAUGAGUUACUGACCUGGCAAGAUAUUGAAAAGAUGAAGUAUUCCUGGAAUGUGGCACGGGAAUCUCUCCGGCUGACGCCCCCAGCUCAAGGAGCAUUCAGAGAAACCACAACUGAGUUCACCUAUGCAGGUUUCACCAUCCCUAAAGGAUGGAAGACAUUCUGGACUGUCCAUUCAUCACACAAGAAUCCAAAGUAUUUCCCUGAGCCUGAAAAGUUUGAUCCAUCAAGGUUUGAAGGAAGUGGACCGGCUCCUUACACAUUUGUUCCCUUUGGUGGGGGACCCCGCAUGUGUCCUGGAAAAGAGUAUGCCAGGCUGGAAGUGUUGGUCUUCAUGCACAAUGUGGUGAGAAGGUUCCGGCUCCAGAAGGCUAUCCCUAAUGAGAAGAUAGUGUUCCAUGCUUCUCCAACUCCAGUCCACGGGCUCCCGGUUCACCUCCAUCCUCAUGAGAAAUGAGGGCUACAGAAAAUGAUGUAUCCUGUUCUUGUUUUAUCUGUAUAAUAAUAAUCUGUGACAACAAAGCUAUGAAUGUAUUGUUUUUUUCAGACUG
This is a messenger RNA of Andrographis paniculata, 1921 nucleotides long. RefSeq names its product beta-amyrin 6-beta-monooxygenase-like. The record is from RefSeq and is a predicted model, not a curated record. Gene Ontology annotation, molecular function: iron ion binding; heme binding; monooxygenase activity. The coding region runs from base 322 to 1827 and encodes 501 amino acids. The transcript is spliced from 3 exons. Gene Ontology annotation, biological process: sterol metabolic process. NCBI's taxonomy places the organism in Eukaryota, Viridiplantae, Streptophyta, Magnoliopsida, Lamiales, Acanthaceae.